This is a messenger RNA of Cutaneotrichosporon cavernicola, 2814 nucleotides long. RefSeq lists its product as uncharacterized. NCBI's taxonomy places the organism in Eukaryota, Fungi, Basidiomycota, Tremellomycetes, Trichosporonales, Trichosporonaceae. Gene Ontology annotation, cellular component: condensed chromosome; condensin complex. Bases 1 to 2814 code for a protein of 937 amino acids. The record is from RefSeq and is a predicted model, not a curated record. The transcript has 7 exons. Gene Ontology annotation, biological process: mitotic chromosome condensation.
AUGGCGCCGCGCACCAAGAAGCCGGAGCGCCGCCCCUCCGUGUCCUAUCUAACGGACACGCUGCCGUCGGCGCUCCCGCCCAUCUUUGAGCAGGCCCAGAACACGACCGCAAGCCACCGCAAGAACAUUGUACAGCUGUUCAAGGUCCAGAAGACGUGCGCCGAGGUUACCGAAGAGACAGAGAAGGGCAUACGCCUGGUCGGGGAGCGCGCAUUCAACGCCCUCUUCAUCAACAUGAUUAAUCGCGUGCUACCUGUCAAGAAGCGCGUUGCUGUCGCCGACCGCGUCGUCAGGUUUGUCGCGAGCUACGUCGCCUACACCACCGAGCAGGACACAAUUGAGGAGGAGGACGGCGACAGCAUGUCGCAGCGGUUUGUCGCCAAGCUCGUCCGGCACCUACUGGCCGGAGCCGAGGCCAAAGACAAGAGUGUGCGCUUCCGCGUCACGCUCAUGCUGGCGUCGCUGAUCAACGGCCUGGGAGAGAUCGACGACGACCAAUAUGUCGCCAUCAGGCAAGGGCUCCUCGACCGUGCGCGUGACAAGGAGUCGGCGGUGCGUGUGCAGGCAGCCCUUGGCCUUGCCAAGCUCCAGGCGGGCGAGAACGUCGACGACUUAGAGGACGGGGAGGAGUCCAUCGCCGAGGUCAUCCUGGACCUUCUCCGCCACGAUCCCGCUGCCGAGGUGCGCCGUGCGGCGCUCUACAACCUUCCCCGCAGCAGCGCCACCCUCCCCGUCAUCUUGACUCGGACACGCGACAUUGAUCCCAUCCUCCGCCGCACUGUCUUUCACGGCAGCUUCAGCAGCGCUUCAAUGCCGGACGCACGUGUUCUCACCAUAACUCAGCGCGAGGAGGCGGUCCGCAAUGGUCUCGGGGAUCGCGAGCCGAGUGUGCGCAAGGCGGCAGCGGGGAUGAUCGGGGGCUGGUUCGACCAGGCGGAGUGCGACCUCCUCGAGUUUCUGAACCGCUUCGAUGUCGUCUCAGGCGAAGUCGCUGAGGAGGCGCUGCUCAGCCUCUUUGUCACGCGCCCAGAAACGCUGGAAAACAUCGAUUUCCCUGAUGAGUGGUGGGUCAACCUCUCGCCAGAGAAGGCAUUCCUCGCGCGCGUGUUCGCCGAGUAUUGCGUGUCGAAUAAGGACGAGUCACGCCUCGAAGACGCCAUGCCUGUGGUUACAGCACUUGCCUUCCGCAUCCAGGACCAGUACAACGAGCUGGUGAACGUUGCGGGCAACGAGGACGACAUGCAGGAGAAGUCGUUCAUUGUCGGCGAGCUCCUCCGCCUCGCCCUAACCUCUGACUACGCGGACGAGACAGGACGUCGAAAGAUGUUUGCAAUGUCGCGCGAGAUGAUCGCUAUGCCCGACCUUCCGGAUGCUCUCAUCCCGCGUUGCCUCGAUGUGUUGAAGAAGAUCUCGACAUCGGAGCGCGAUUUGAUCCGCCUGAUCGUCGACGUCGUGACCGAGCUGCGCAUGGGUGACGGCGAUGUCGAGGACCCCGAUUCAGCCGGUCGGUCGAGCAGCGUGGGUGUAUCCCGCCCGGCCCCAGAGGAGCAGCACGCGGCGGCACUGAUCGACUUGCGCUGCCUGAACAUCUGUAUCGGGUUGCUCGAACGUGUCAACACACCACUGCAGGAGAACUCGGUGUUCCACGGUCUCCUGCCUGACCUGAUCAUCCCGGCCGUCCGCAACAAGGAUGAGCCAGCGCUACGUGACCAGGGCAUCGUCUGCCUUGGUCUGUGCUGCAUGAUUGAUGAGAAGAUGGCCGCUCAAUCCUUCGGUCUCUUCAUCCAGCAGGUGGCAAGCGCAGAUGAUGAGCUCAAGGUCAAGGUCGUGCGGAUCAUCUUUGACCUGUUCAUGGUGCACGACAUCCCGGCAAUGUUGGAGGACACCAUCGGGGCACACCGCAUCGCUGAGCUCGUGCGCCACAUGGUACUCCAGGACGCGCCAGCCGUGCAGGCCGCGGCUUGUGAGGGUGUCGCCAAGCUCAUGCUCGCGGGCAUCGUAGAUGACACGGACGUGCUCCAGACCGUCGUCAUGCUCUACUUCUCCCCCGACACGGCGGACAACCAACCACUGCGCCAGUGCCUCACCUACUUCCUCCCUGUGUACUGCUACUCGUCGAGUGAGAACCAGGCCCGCAUGUUGUCCAUCUUCAACGAUACGCUCAAUCACGUCUCUACCUUUGCGGAGGACUUUGAGGGGUCACCCGACCUCCUCCCGCUCGCACAGAUGGGUCUGAUGAUGGUCGACUGGCUCGACCCCGAGAAGGCAGUGGGAAAUCACGUUGAUAUCGGGAUGCACCUCGACCUUGGGAUUGUGCUCCUCAAGCUCCUCUUGACCGAGACCGUGCGCGACAUUCGCAAGGCAGCCGCAGGAUAUCUCUCGAAGCUCAGCCUCCCCGAAGACGGGCAGGCGGAUAUGUGGAAGACGAAGGCCGCGUUCACCCUCAUCCAGGCCGUCAGGGAUAAACGCCCAAUGUCCGAGGUAGCACCGCGGAAAGCACUGGAGCGCUUCCAGGCCACCCUGCUCAAGCAGUACCGCGAGUUGGAGGGGUACGACGAGGACGCGUUCCGCGCCGACGGCGACGAGCACGAGGAGACGUCCGAGUUGUGGGGUUUCAUUGACGAUAUCGACGAGAUCCCCGCGUCGCCCGUCAAGCGAGGGAGCCGCGCGACAUCGCGCGCACGAUCGUCCGCUACACCAAGCGGGGCCUCCGACUCUGACACGCCCGUCAGGUCACGGCGAGUGCCGCAGACUGUGGUUGAGGAGGACGAGGAGGAAGACGACGACGUGGACGCCAUGCUGGACAGUGACUAG